Messenger RNA from Fraxinus pennsylvanica, 1836 nucleotides. The record is from the annotation of a GenBank genome assembly. NCBI's taxonomy places the organism in Eukaryota, Viridiplantae, Streptophyta, Magnoliopsida, Lamiales, Oleaceae.
AUGGCAACAAUGGAGAGCUUGAUCGGUUUAGUGAACAAAAUCCAAAGAGCAUGCACUGUGUUAGGCGAUCACGGAGGCGAAGGCUUGUCGCUUUGGGAAGCCCUUCCUACCGUCGCCGUUGUUGGUGGUCAGAGUUCUGGAAAAUCAUCAGUAUUGGAAAGCGUCGUGGGGAGAGAUUUUCUGCCUCGUGGAUCGGGCAUUGUAACGAGGAGGCCAUUGGUGUUGCAACUCCAUAAAAUUGAUGGACAGUCAGAGUAUGCAGAGUUUCUGCAUGCGCCAAAGAAGAGGUUUACUGACUUUGAGGCUGUGCGAAAGGAGAUUGCUGAUGAGACUGACCGCAUAACAGGGAAGACCAAAGCGAUAUCUAAUGUUCCAAUUCACCUGAGCAUUUAUUCUCCUAAUGUUGUCAACUUAACACUCAUAGAUCUUCCUGGGUUGACAAAGGUUGCCGUAGAGGGACAACAAGAGAGUAUCGUUGAAGAUAUUGAGAUGAUGGUCCGCUCUUAUGUUGACAAGCCUAGUUGCAUUAUUUUGGCUAUCUCACCUGCUAAUCAAGAUAUAGCAACUUCGGAUGCUAUAAAGCUAGCAAGAGAAGUUGAUCCGACAGGUGAAAGGACAUUUGCCGUGUUGACUAAACUUGACAUAAUGGACAAGGGAACCAAUGCCCUAGAUGUACUUGAGGGUAGAGCAUACAAGCUCCAGCAUCCAUGGGUUGGAAUAGUGAAUCGUUCACAAGCUGAUAUCAACAAGCAAGUUAACAUGAUAGCUGCUCGUCAGAAAGAGCGGGAAUAUUUUGAAUCCAGUCCGGAGUAUGGACACCUGGCUCAUAAGAUGGGGUCGGAGUAUCUGGCGAAACUUUUAUCUCAGCAUUUGGAGGUUGUCAUUAGGCAGCGAAUCCCCAGCAUUAUUGCUUUAAUAAAUAAGACAAUAGAUGAGCUUAAUGCAGAGUUGGACCGUAUUGGCAGACCCAUUGGCGUAGAUGGCGGGGCACAGCUGUACACAAUUUUGGAAAUGUGCCGUUCUUUUGAUCGUAUAUUUAGGGAACAUCUAGAUGGAGGGAGACAAGGUGGAAGUAGGAUAUAUGGCGUCUUUGACCAUCAACUACCAGCUGCUCUCAAGAAACUUCCAUUGGAUCGCCACCUUUCACAAAAUAACGUCAGAAAAGUUAUUUCAGAAGCAGAUGGGUAUCAGCCUCAUCUGAUUGCUCCUGAACAAGGAUACAGAAGAUUAAUUGAUGGAUCACUCGGAUACUUCAAGGGUCCUGCUGAAGCUUCAGUUGAUGCUGUACACUUCAUUUUGAAAGAACUUGUGAGGAAAUCUAUUGCAGAAACUGAGGAAUUGAAACGAUUCCCAUCACUUCAAUCUGAUAUAGCAGCAGCUGCAAAUGAUGCACUUGAAAGAUUCCGUGAUGAAAGUCGUAAGACAGUUUUGCGAUUGGUGGAAAUGGAGUCUUCUUACCUGACAGUAGAAUUUUUCAGAAAACUUCAAAUGGAACCUGAGAAAAAUGCAAAUGCAAAUCCAGCGGGGCCAAAUACAGACCGGUACACUGACAAUCAUUUAAGGAAAAUUGGUUCAAAUGUGACGGCAUACAUUAAUAUGGUUUGUGAUUCCUUGAAGAAUACCAUACCCAAGGCUGUGGUUUAUUGUCAAGUCCUAGAAGCUAAGAGAGCACUGCUAAAUCGAUUCUAUGCUCAAGUUGGAAGGAAGGAGAAGGAGCAGCUUGGUAAAAUGUUGGAUGAAGAUCCUUCUCUCAUGGCAAAAAGAGAAGCCAUAGCCAAGAGGCUUGAUCUGUACAAGUCAGCACGAGAUGAAAUUGACUCGGUUGCAUGGAAAUGA